This is a messenger RNA of Westerdykella ornata, 5813 nucleotides long. RefSeq lists its product as uncharacterized. Gene Ontology annotation, molecular function: 3-oxoacyl-[acyl-carrier-protein] reductase (NADPH) activity; 3-oxoacyl-[acyl-carrier-protein] synthase activity; magnesium ion binding. Gene Ontology annotation, biological process: long-chain fatty acid biosynthetic process. The record is from RefSeq and is a predicted model, not a curated record. NCBI's taxonomy places the organism in Eukaryota, Fungi, Ascomycota, Dothideomycetes, Pleosporales, Sporormiaceae. Gene Ontology annotation, cellular component: fatty acid synthase complex. Bases 114 to 5732 code for a protein of 1872 amino acids. The transcript is spliced from 3 exons.
UCGUCCUUCCCUUCUUCUCCUCUUCGACCGACGACGUCGUUGCCGCUUCGUUCCGCUAUACCCCAUCUCCCAUCCCACGGGCACGUCUCCCAUCCAUCCCGCAGACCGCCGACAUGAGGCCCGAAGUCGAGCAGGAGCUCGCCCAUACGCUGCUCGUCGAGCUUCUGGCAUACCAAUUCGCCUCGCCCGUGAGGUGGAUUGAGACUCAGAAUGUCAUCCUCGGCCAUGGCACCCAGCGCAUCGUCGAAGUCGGGCCCGACCAGACCCUGGCCAACAUGGCAAGGCGGACCCUCAAAUUCCAUUGGGAACCCCACGAUGCCGCCAAAAACAUCUCGCGCCAGAUCCUCUCCUACAGCAAGGACGCAAAGGAAAUCUACUACGAUGUCGACCCGGUUGUCGACGACGAGCAGCCUGGCCCACCUGCCGCCGACGCCGCCCCCGCCGCCACGCCCGCUGCUCCCUCAUCCGCACCCCCCGCUCCCUCUGCAGCACCCGCUCCCGCUGCCAGCGUGGGCCCCGCCGCCCAGGUCGCCGAUGCCCCCGUCACGGCCACGGAUAUCCUGCGGGCCAUCAUCGCCCAGAAGCUGAAGAAGCCUCUGCUGGAAAUUCCCUUGAACAAGGCCAUCAAGGACCUCGUUGGAGGCAAGUCUACUCUCCAGAAUGAGAUUCUCGGAGACCUGGGCAAGGAGUUUGGCUCCACCCCCGAGAAGCCCGAAGAUACGCCCUUGGAUGAGCUGGGUGCAUCGAUGCAGCAAACCUUCAACGGUGAGCUCGGCAAGACGUCCCAGGGCCUGAUCGCCCGCGUCGUCUCGUCCAAGGUGCCCAACUCGUUCGGUAUGAGCGGCGUGCGGAAAUACCUCGAGACCAGGUGGGGGCUCCCCCAGGGUCGCCAGAACGGCGUCCUUCUUCUCGCCAUCACCUUCGAACCCGCACAGCGCUUCAAAUCCGACAAUGACACAAAGGCGUGGCUGGACGACAUGGCCAACAAAUAUGCUGCCCAUGCCGGCAUCAACCUGUCCGCUCCCGCCGCCGGAGGCGAUGCUGGCGGCCCAGGAGCCGGCAUGAUGAUGGAUCCCGCCGCCAUCGAUGCUCUGACCCAGGACCAGCGCAUGCUGUUCAAGAAGCAGCUCGAGCUGUUCGCGAGCUAUCUCAAAAUGGACCUUCGGGCUGGGGACAAGGCCGCUUUCGUCACCGAGCAAGCCAACGCCGUUCUGCAGAACCAGCUCGACCUGUGGAACGCAGAGCACGGCGAAUUCUAUGCCGCGGGAAUUGAGCCGCAAUUCACACCCAAGAAGGCUCGCGUCUACGACUCUGCCUGGAAUUGGGCCCGUCAGGACGCCCUCAGCAUGUACUACGACAUCAUCUUCGGGCGGCUCAAGACGGUCGAUCGAGAGAUUGUGAGCCGCUGCAUCGCCAUCAUGAAUCGCGCGAACCCCACACUUCUCGAAUUCAUGCAGUAUCACAUCGAUCACUGUCCCACGGAACGUGGCGAGACGUACCAGCUGGCAAAGGAGCUGGGCCAAGACCUCAUCAACAACUGCAGAGAGAUCCUCGACAAGGGCUUGACCGUGUACAAGGAAGUCUCCAAGCCCACCGCCCCUCACCUCGAGAUCGAUGCCAAGGGAAACCUCAACUACAGCGAGAUUCCCCGAGCCAAUAUCCGCAAGUUCGAGCAGUACGUCACCGAGAUGGCAGAGGGCGGCAAGCUCUCCGAAUACAACAACCGCACCAAGGUCCAGUACGACCUACAACGCAUCUACAAACUCAUCAAGGGACAGCAGAAACUCUCCAAGUCCUCCAAGAUGCAGGUCAAGAACCUCUAUGGGAGCGUCUUGCGAGCGCUCGCCAUGAACGAGGGCCAGAUGCUGCCAAACGAGAACGGCAAAACCCCGAACGGUAUCAUCAAGAAGGGUCGUAACGGUCGCGUGCCUAGCCCCCAGAAGCAGGGCAGGGUGGAGACGGUCCCUUACAUCCAUCUCAAGAGGAAGGAUGACAAUGGUUGGGAUUACAGCAAGAGGUUGACCAACAUCUAUCUCAGCACGCUGGAGAAGGCCGCCCACGAGGGCCUCAGCUUCCAGGGCAAGUAUGCUCUCUUGACUGGUGCAGGCGCCGGGUCUAUUGGCGCCGAAGUGCUGCAAGGAUUGAUCAGUGGAGGUGCCAAGGUCGUCGUGACCACCUCACGAUUCUCGCGUCAGGUCAACGAAUACUACCAAUCCAUCUACGCUCGAUAUGGCGCCAAGGGCUCGCAAUUGAUUGUUGUUCCCUUCAACCAGGGCAGCAAGCAGGACGUCCAGGCCCUGGUGGAUUACAUCUACGACUCCAACAACGGCCUCGGCUGGGAUUUGGACAUUGUCAUACCCUUCGCCGCCAUCUCGGAAAAUGGCCGAGAAAUCGACGGUCUCGACUCCAAGUCCGAACUCGCUCAUCGCAUCAUGUUGACCAACCUUCUCCGUCUUCUUGGUGCCAUCAAGACUCAGAAGCAAGCCCAUGGAUACGAGACCCGGCCCGCCCAGGUCAUUCUUCCUCUGUCGCCCAACCACGGCACCUUUGGCAACGAUGGAUUGUAUCCAGAGUCCAAGAUCGCUCUCGAGACGCUGUUCACGAGAUGGCACUCGGAGAGUUGGGGCAACUUCCUCACCAUCUGCGGCGCAGUCAUUGGCUGGACCCGCGGUACCGGCCUGAUGGCGGGCAACAACAUUGUCGCCGAGGGUAUUGAGAAGUACGGCGUCCGGACAUUCUCACAAGCCGAGAUGGCCUUCAACUUGCUCGGCCUCAUGGCGCCGUCGAUUGCCAAUCUCUGCCAGGUGGAGCCCGUCUGGGCUGACUUGAACGGCGGGUUCCAAUACAUUCACAAUCUCAAGGACGUCAUGACCGACCUCCGCAAAGAAUACAUGGAGACAAGCGAGGUGCGCAAGGCCGUCAUCAAGGAGAACGCCAUCGAGAACAAAGUUGUCAAUGGGGAAGCAAACGAGGCCUUGUACCGCAAGGUCACCGUCCAGCCGAGAGCCAAUCUGAAGUUCGAAUUCCCCAAACUUCCAGACUGGGAAAAGGAAGUCAAGCCUCUGAACGAGGACUUGAAGGGUAUGGUUGACCUUGAGAGGGUGGUCGUCGUCACCGGCUUCUCGGAAGUCGGACCUUGGGGCAACGCGAGGACACGCUGGGAGAUGGAGGCUCAUGGACAGUUCACCCUGGAAGGCUGUGUAGAGAUGGCCUGGAUCAUGGGCCUGAUCAAGAACCACAAUGGCCCGUACAAGGGUAACCAUUACUCUGGAUGGGUCGAUGCCAAGUCCGGUGAGCCUGUCGAAGACCGCGACAUCAAAGCCAAGUACGAGAAGUACAUCCUUGAGCAUUCGGGCAUCCGUCUCAUCGAGCCGGAGCUGUUCAACGGGUACGACCCCGAGAAGAAGGAGCUCCUCCAGGAAGUACAAAUCGAGGCCGAUCUGGACCCCUUCGAAGCAUCCAAGGAGAAUGCUGAGGAGUUCCGGCGGAAGCACGGGGACCAUGUGGAGAUCUUCGAAAUUCCCGGCUCCGACCAAUACUCGGUCCGGCUGAAGAAGGGUGCCAUUAUCCAGAUUCCAAAGGCCUUGCGGUUUGACCGUCUGGUCGCCGGUCAGAUCCCAACAGGCUGGGAUGCAAGGAAAUACGGCGUCCCUGAGGACAUCAUCUCCCAGGUGGACCCUGUCACCCUCUUCACCCUUGUCUGCGUGUCCGAGGCGCUCUUGACGAGCGGCAUCACCGACCCAUAUGAGUUGUACCGCUAUGUGCACCUGUCACAGGUUGGCAACUGUAUCGGCUCUGGUAUCGGUGGUACAAGUGCCCUCCGGGGAAUGUACAAGGACCGAUAUCUCGACAAACCGCUCCAAAAGGACAUCCUGCAAGAGUCCUUCAUCAAUACGAUGAGCGCGUGGGUGAACAUGCUGCUGCUUUCCUCCACGGGUCCCAUCAAGACGCCCGUCGGCGCCUGCGCUACUGCUGUUGAGUCGAUUGACAUUGGCUACGAUACCAUUGUGCAGGGCAAGGCUCGCAUGUGCCUCGUGGGAGGGUUUGACGAUUUCCAGGAGGAAGGUUCCUACGAAUUCGCCAACAUGAAGGCCACUAGCAACGCCGACGACGAGUUUGCCCGUGGGCGCACCGCGAAAGAGAUGUCCCGACCCACGACGACCACCAGGAACGGGUUUAUGGAGGCUCAGGGCUGUGGUGUCCAGGUGCUCAUGGAUGCCAGGCUGGCCCUAGAUAUGGGUGUCCCCAUCUACGGAAUCGUCGCCUUGACUACUACGGCAACCGACAAGAUUGGUCGUUCGGUUCCUGCCCCAGGCAAAGGUGUCCUCACCACGGCCCGGGAGUCGCCCUCGGCAUUCCCCUCCCCGAAGCUCGACAUCAAGUACAGAAGGCGCCGUCUGGAAAAGCGGCUCGAAGCCAUCCAGCGGAACCUCGAGUCCGAUAUCAGCGAUCUGAAGGACGAGAUCGAAGCCCACAAGUCGCGUGCUGACCCCUCCCACCCGUUCGAUGAGUCGGCAUAUUGGGAGCAUCGCGUCGCUCAGAUCAGACAAGAGGCCAAGUCUGCGGAGAAGGAAGCCCUCAAUCACUAUGGCAACAGCUUCUGGAAGCAAGACCCGACCAUUGCGCCCCUUCGUGGCGCUCUGGCAACAUGGAACCUCACCAUAGACGACCUUGGCGUUGCCUCCUUCCACGGCACUUCGACCGUUGCAAACGACAAGAACGAGUCCGACGUCAUCAACCAGCAAAUGUCCCACCUGGGCCGGUCCAAAGGCAACGCGCUCCUUGGAAUCUUCCAGAAGUGGCUCACUGGCCACCCCAAGGGCGCUGCAGGCGCGUGGAUGAUGAAUGGGUGCCUGCAAGUCCUCAACACCGGCUUGGUCCCUGGCAACCGUAAUGCGGACAACGUCGACCAGGUACUUGAGAAGUUUGAUUACAUUCUCUAUCCUUCCCGGACCAUCCAGACGGACGGUGUCAAAGCCUUCUCCGUCACCUCCUUUGGAUUCGGCCAGAAGGGUGCUCAAGUGAUUGGUGUUCAUCCGAAAUACCUUUUUGCCACACUCGACCAGGCCGAGUAUGCUGCUUACAAGCAAAAGGUUGAGGCGCGGCAGAAGAAGGCGUACAGGUACUUCCACGACGGGCUCAUCAACAACAACCUGUUCCGUGCCAAGGACAAGGCACCUUAUGCCGACGACAAGAUGGAGGAGGUAUUCCUGAAUCCGCAGGCUCGCGCUAGCGUUGAUCAGGAGACGUCAAAGUAUACGUUCAACAGCUCCAAGAAGUCCGCUAGGGCUCCUGUGAGAGACACGAGUGCGCCGGGGGUGGAGAUGAUCGCGAAGGCCCUCCAGGCGUCAGCUGGGAACAAGGGUUUCAGGGUCGGGUAUGACGAGGAGAGGCUGAGCUCUCUGAAUAUCGCGAACGAGACUUUCCUGGAACGCAACUACACGGAAGCAGAGAUUGCGUAUUGCCGAAAAGCAGGGGAUCCGCUGGCGAGCUUCACUGGCAAGUGGUGCGCCAAAGAGGCCGUUUUCAAGUCGCUUCACGUGAAGGGUAAGGGCGGCGGUGCCGCAAUGAAGGAGAUUGAGAUUCUGAACGAUGAGACUGGAGCACCAGUGGUCAAGCUCCACGGUGACGCUGCGGAGGCAGCGAAGGCAGCUGGUGUCGCGCGAGUCGACUUGACCCUUAGUCACGGGGACGAUCGCGCCGUGGCACUCGCGGUAGCCCACCUAGGAUGAUGAGGAGCAGCAGCAGGCAGGCUGUAACAGCAGCAUUCGCCAGACGAUGGUUCAUUGCUAGGGCAUUCGAUGCAUUGCACA